Molecule: messenger RNA, 643 nt
Organism: Cucurbita maxima (winter squash)
Lineage: Eukaryota; Viridiplantae; Streptophyta; Magnoliopsida; Cucurbitales; Cucurbitaceae
Product: classical arabinogalactan protein 4-like
Exons: 1
Coding region: 18-497 (159 amino acids)
Source: RefSeq, a predicted model, not a curated record
CAACUUCCCAGAGAGAGAUGAAGAUGGGUUUUCAAUUUGUAAUGGUUUUGGCCUUAUUUGCCACUUCUUCAAUGGCUCAGGCUCCCGGCGCUGCUCCGGCUCAGCCACCCACCACUCCGGCCGUUCCUCCGCCGUCUACUCCUCCCCCAGUAGUCGCUCCCGCCACUCCACCACCGGCUGCAACCCCACCUCCCGCCACUCCUCCACCAGCCGUGACCCCACCUCCUAGCCAACCACCAUCAUCCCCACCGACCCAACCACCAGCUUCACCUCCUACAUCACCAACCCCACCACCAAAGGAAGGUCCGGCCUCAUCUCCGACUCCAUCCUCUGCUUCGCCGCCAUCACCACCCUCGGAAGGAAUGGUCCCGUCCGCUAGCCCUGGACCCAACUCGCCGCCACCUCCACCGGGAGACAACGGCGCAGCCACGGUAAGCCGGGGAGUGAUGGUGGGCGGUGCUGUGGCAGGAGCUCUGUUGGCAAUGGUGUUUGCUUAGAUAGAUUUGUUGAGGGAAUUUAAAAUUGAAAUUGAUGUAGUGUUCUUUGCUUAAAAUUUGGUGUAUGUUUUGUGGAUUUGGAGUUUGAUUAUUGAUUUGUUGUUGUUCUUCGGUGAUUCAUUAUUCUAAUUGUUGGUUACAUAUCA